Molecule: messenger RNA, 963 nt
Organism: Arxiozyma heterogenica
Lineage: Eukaryota; Fungi; Ascomycota; Saccharomycetes; Saccharomycetales; Saccharomycetaceae
Product: elongation of very long chain fatty acids protein
Exons: 1
Coding region: 1-963 (320 amino acids)
Biological process (GO): very long-chain fatty acid biosynthetic process; fatty acid elongation, saturated fatty acid; fatty acid elongation, polyunsaturated fatty acid
Cellular component (GO): endoplasmic reticulum membrane
Molecular function (GO): fatty acid elongase activity
Source: RefSeq, a predicted model, not a curated record
AUGUUGGAAUUGGGCUUGAAUAAAGCUAUUACUUUUUUGUCUACCCUUCCAAUAGAAUAUCAUGGAUUUUCCAUUGAUUAUCCUUUUGGCAUAGAUCUUUGGUCAAUCUUUUCAAAAUGUUUUGAAAAGAUUAUCGGUUAUUCUGCAAAUGAUUUUGUCUUCAUUUAUGAUAAAACACGGUUGGCUAAUGGUUAUCACGCAGUUGGUUUGAUAAUGCUAUACUAUAUAUUCGUUUUUGGUGGACAGUACGUUUUAAGAAAGUUACAUGCUCCCAGUAUACGAUUUACAACAUUGUUCCAAAUACAUAACUUAUUUUUAAGUAUAGUGUCGCUUAUAUUAUUAUUGUUAUUAUUAGAACAGAUAAUUCCAAUGGUAUAUAAUAAUGGUUUAUUUUGGUCUAUUUGUUCAGUAGAGGCAUUUUCUCCUAAGCUGAUAACUAUAUAUUAUUUGAAUUAUCUUAUCAAAUAUUUAGAGUUGUUUGAUACAGUAUUCUUGAUUUUGAGGAAAAAAAGACUUAUAUUUGUACAUACAUAUCAUCAUGGUGCUACCGUUUUAUUAUGUUACACACAAUUGAUGGGACAUACAUCUGUAGAAUGGGUUCCGAUCGGGCUAAACUUGGGUGUUCAUGUAAUAAUGUACUACUAUUACUUCUUAACAUCAUGUGGUAUCAGAGUUCGUUGGAAACGUUGGGUUACCAGAAUUCAAAUUAUUCAAUUCUUUGUUGAUGUUCUAUUUGUUUAUUUUGUCACUUAUACAUUUUACGCUAACAAGUACUACAAUGGAAUUCUUCCAAACAUGGGGACAUGUUAUUUAACACAAGAUGCAGCAGCUUAUGGGUAUUUGAUUCUAACUUCAUAUUUAGUGCUUUUUGUGGCUUUAUAUAUGGGUUUUUUUACAGGUAGAAAGUCUGAAAGAAGGUUGAAACAAAAAAUGAAGCGUAAAAGAAUCUCUAAGAAAAAUUAG